AAUAAAGUAAUAUUUGCAUUCUAAAAAAAAUCACAAGCUAAGUCUCUUCAAAGGUGAAAGAGAUGGAGAAUACAUUAUCUCCAUUUAGGGGAAUUAAGAGUGAUAUUCAAGGAAGACUUGCAUGCUAUAAGGAAGAUUGGAUAAAUGGUUUCAAAAAUGGGGUUGCGAUACUUACUCCUGCCAUAUCUAUCUUUUUUGCUUCUGCUCUUCCUGCUAUUGCUUUUGGAGAGUUAUUGAACAAGAAAACAGGGGGAAAAGUGAAUUCAGUACAAACAUUUUGUUCGGCCGCAAUAUGUGGGUUGAUACAUACAAUAUUGGGAGGACAACCACUUCUAAUACAAGGAGUUGCGGAGCCAACUGUUCUUAUGUAUACCUUUUUGUAUAAUUUUUCAAAAGGAAAAGACGAUCUUAAACCUCUCUUCAUGCCUUGGAUUGGGUGGGUAUGCGUAUGGACAGCUCUAUUGCUACUACUAUUAGCAAUAUUUAAUGCAUGUACACUCAUUGAUCUAUUCACUAGAAUAGCUGAAGAACUUAUUGAAAUGCUAAUUGCUGUUCUCUUCAUCCAAGAGGCUAUCAAGGGAAUUAUAAGUGAAUUUCAUGUACCAAAAGGGAAGGAUGAUCCAAACAAUAAGGCCUACCAAAGUGAGUGGCUUUACUCAAAUGGAGUACUUGCAAUAUUAUUCUCUCUCGGCCUUAUUUAUACUGCUUUCAAGACUAGAAAGGCUAGAUCAUGGUGGUAUGGACCAGGUUGGAUGAGGAAUUUUAUAGCGAAUUUUGGAGUUCCUAUGUUAGUAGUAGUUUGGGCAGGAUUGUCAUAUGCAGUUCCUAGCAAAGUUCCAUCUGGAGUUCCUAGAAGGUUGUUUAGUCCUCAUCCUUGGCAUUCUGGCGAAUCUUGGACUAUUGCUACUGAAAUGGGUGAAGUGCCAACAAAAUACAUAUUUGGUGCAUUCAUACCAGGUUUAAUGAUGGCAAUACUUUUCUUUUUCGAGCAUAAUGUGGCUUCAAAGAUGGCACAACAAAAGGAUUUCAACCUUAAGAAUCCUUCUGCAUACCAUUAUGACAUCUUUCUUCUUGCUUUUAUGACAUUGCUUUGUGGGUUGCUUGGACUCCCUCCGUCUUAUGCCCUUCUACCUCAUUCUCCUAUGCACACCAAAAGCCUGGCAGUACUGAAAAGACAAUUAAUCCGAAGAAAAAUGGUGGAAAGUGCCAAAGAAAGCAUACAUAAACAUGCUAGUAACAUUGAAAUUUACGGCAACAUGCAAGCUGUUUUCCUAGAAAUGGAUCGAACCAAAUCGACACAUAGAGUUGUCAAAGAGCUAGAAAACUUGAAGGAUGUAGUGAUGAAAGGAAUAAGUGAUGGGAAUGCAACAUUUGAUCCAGAAAAGCACAUUGAAAAUUAUUUACCAGUUCGAGUUAAUGAACAAAGAUUGAGCAAUUUACUGCAAUCCCUUCUCCUUGCUGCUUCCGUUUUCGCCAUGCCGGCUCUCAAGCGUAUUCCAUCUUCGCUUCUUUGGGGAUAUAUUGCAUACAUGGCCAUUGAUAGUCUUCCUGGUAACCAGUUUUGGGAAAGAUUGAGACUUCUCCUUGUUAGUAAAAGUAGAUUUUACAAAGUCUUGGAACAGAAGCAUGCUUCAUUUGUGGAAACAGUGCCAUACAUAUACAUUUUGGGGUUCACGCUAUUCCAAUUAGUAUACUUACUCAUUUGCUAUGGCAUGACUUGGAUACCCUUAGUUGGAAUAAUCUUCCCUUUACCAUUUGUCCUACUUAUAAUCAUAAGGCACCUUAUAUUGCCCAAGUUUUUUGAACCACGUUACUUGCAUGAACUAGACGCUCAUGAGUAUGAGGAAGUUCUAGGCGCUUCAAGGCGUUCUAUUCAUGGCGUAUCAUUUUCUUUCAGGGAAGGAGUGAUUAGUCAAUAUAAUGACAAUGAAGAAGAAACCGAAGAGGAAUUUACAGAUUUUGAAUUGUUAGAUGAAUUAACAACUAAUAGAGGAGAAGUAAUAAAGAUUAGAACUAUGAGUUUUCAUAGCGAAAGAUGGACUCCAAAUGGUGCAUGUCAAUCCACUCUUCCUAGACCUAUGAGCAUGAGACAUGACAAACACUUCAAGGUCCAAGUCCAUCCCGGAGAUAUUGUAUGAAUGAAGUUCUGAUGGGACUACUAAAAGACGAUAUCGCACGAACAGAAUAAUGCAGCGAGCAGAGAUUACUGCUGAGGAAGUUACUUCAUGCAAUAUAAUGCAUGCUAACCAUGGUUAAAGUUUUUGAUAGGAAAAUGAAGAAUUAUGCUAUAAAAGCAUAUAUAAUAAAAGUAUACUUGAUAUCUAUAUAGUACUUUUAAAUCUAAUUAUUUAUCAUCAAUUGUCAUGUUGUUGUACUCAAAAAGAAUGAACUAUAACAAAUUAGUAGACAAUUAAUUAUAAUGUUUCACUAUUUAAUUUCUUUAUU
Messenger RNA from Amaranthus tricolor (Joseph's coat), 2445 nucleotides. RefSeq names its product boron transporter 4-like. The record is from RefSeq and is a predicted model, not a curated record. Bases 63 to 2138 code for a protein of 691 amino acids. The transcript is spliced from 13 exons. Gene Ontology annotation, molecular function: solute:inorganic anion antiporter activity. Gene Ontology annotation, biological process: transmembrane transport; monoatomic ion homeostasis; monoatomic anion transport. Gene Ontology annotation, cellular component: plasma membrane. NCBI's taxonomy places the organism in Eukaryota, Viridiplantae, Streptophyta, Magnoliopsida, Caryophyllales, Amaranthaceae.